Pseudonaja textilis is the source of this 2543-nucleotide messenger RNA. Lineage: Eukaryota; Metazoa; Chordata; Lepidosauria; Squamata; Elapidae. The record is from RefSeq and is a predicted model, not a curated record.
AUGCAGCAUAGCAAGAGUAGCAGGAAAGACAUUGUAACAAAUGUUUCUCCAAGGAUAAUACGUGGAACUACCACAGGUCCCAUGUAUGGUCCAGGUCAAGGUUCCUUCUUGAACAUUGAGCUCAUAAGUGAGAAAACAGCAGCCUAUUGGUGCAGGAGUAUUACUGAACUGAAGUCAGACUUCCCUGACAAAAUUGUCAUUGCCAGCAUCAUGUGCAGCUAUAAUAAGAAUGAUUGGACUGAGCUUUCAAAAAUGGCUGAGGCUUCUGGAGCAGAUGCCCUGGAGUUGAAUUUAUCAUGUCCGCAUGGCAUGGGAGAAAGAGGCAUGGGACUGGCUUGUGGACAGGAUCCAGAACUAGUACGCAACAUCUGUCGUUGGGUGAGACAAGCUGUUCAGAUUCCUUUCUUUGCCAAGCUGACACCAAAUGUCACAGACAUUGUGAACAUUGCGAGGGCUGCCCAAGAAGGUCAUGCAGAUGGUGUUACCGCCACCAAUACUGUGUCAGGGUUGAUGGGACUAAAGGCAAAUGGCAUGCCUUGGCCUUCUGUAGGACACAGCAAAAAGACCACCUAUGGCGGAGUAUCAGGAAAUGCCAUCAGACCAAUAGCUCUUCGAGCUGUUUCUGCAAUUGCUAGAGCUCUUCCUGGUUUUCCUGUCUUAGCAACAGGAGGCAUUGACUCAGCUGAAAGCGGCUUGCAAUUUCUUCAUAGUGGUGCUUCUGUUUUACAGGUGUGCAGUGCAAUUCAGAAUCAGGACUAUACUGUAAUUGAUGAUUACUGCACAGGGCUGAAGGCUCUGCUUUAUCUGGAAAGCCUUGAGGAACUGCAGGACUGGGAAGGACAGAGCCCACCAACCAUACAGCAUCAGAAAGGAAAACCUGUACCUAAAAUUUCCGAGUUGAUUGGAAAGAAACUUCCCAGCUUUGGACCCUACCUUGAGCAACGAAAGAAGAUAACAGCUGAAAAUAAGCUGAAACUAAAGGGACAGAGCAGCCUCCUUUCCCAGCUUGAGAGAAAGUGUUUUGUUCCAAAGAAGCCCAUCCCGGCCGUGAAGGAUGUAAUUGGAAAAGCACUGCAGUAUAUUGGAACAUAUGGAGAGCUCAGUAGUACCGAACAAGUUGUGGCUCUGAUUGAUGAGGAAAUGUGUAUCAACUGUGGCAAAUGCUACAUGACCUGUAAUGAUUCUGGCUACCAGGCUAUACAAUUUGAUCCAGAAACCCACCUGCCCACUGUUACUGACAGUUGUACAGGCUGCACUCUGUGUCUCAGUAUCUGCCCUAUUAUUGACUGCAUCCGAAUGGUUUCCAGGACAACACCUUAUGAAGCAAAGAGAGGCUUGCCCUUAGCUGUGAUCCCCAUGUGCUGAGCAGAUCAGACCAACAGUUAAAGGGAAACUUCUAUUUGCUUGAUUCUAUUGAUUUGCUUUCUAAUUAGUACCAGCAAGUCCAGUACAUUCUAGCAAAAAGAAGGGAAGAGGGGGGAAGAGGGAGGGAGGAAGAGGGGGAGGGGAGGAGGAAAGGAAAGGAAAAGAAAGGAAAAGAAAGGAAAGUAAUUCCACUAAUGAGCGGCUAAAUAAAACUGGCUGAAUUUUUCAGUUUAUAUCCCAUCUCUUUCCCUUUCUAAUCUUCAGACAGAUAAUAAGUUAGUUUGCUGGUUGUGAUUUGGCUUUGCCUUUUAUAAGAUGCAUAACUUUUUUUCUCGCGCGCUUUCACAAAUCUGUAUAUGUUCUGAUCAUCUGAGUUUUAAUUUUUCUUCGCUCUAACAAUGGAAUGAAAAUCAAGAAACUUUUCAUAAUCAUGUAAACCCUAACACAUGGACAAACUUUGUUACCAUGGAAACAUUGGGUAAUUACGCAUUUCAUUUCCUUUUAAAACUGGUUUUAGAAGAUGUAAUUAACUGUAUAACACACAAACAAAGCAUUGUAUAUCAUGGGGGGGUGCUUUUACAGAAAGAUAUAAAAAGAGGGUUAAACUGCUAUUUCUGAACAAUUAAAUCAGUUUUGAUAGUGGCAGCAUCUGCUGGUCUAUUACUCUAGUUCUCGCUAAAUUCUACUUCUCCCUAAAUGCUACCUCUGACUAGGCAUUAAAAAAUCAAAUGUGCAAAUACAGUGCACUUUUGUCAUUUGAUGUUUUCAGUUGGUAGCACAAUUUUUGUUGCUGUUGUUCUGUUAAUGAACUUCCAGUCCCUAUGUACUAAUUCUAAUCUUUCACAUAUAAAUAUAGGAUAUUUUUUGUCACAUCACUAUGGUGUUGGCAAAAUAAAAUUAUUCUUGAGGCAUGAGCAGAGGACCAAAGGCAAUUACUUCAAAAUUUUCUUGUUUUCUACCAUUCAUACAGUGCUGGAUAAAACAAUGUAGUUCUGUCAGCGUAGAUAGAUGGGUGAGGAUCAGACGAUACAAUCUUUUUGAUUGCCACAGAGAGUAUCUGACAAUAAAUGGUGUCUACUAAAUAUUUUCCAACUACAAAGUCCAUUUCACUUCUGGGUUUUACUGUGCCUAAAUGAAAGUUCCACAAAAUCUUUGGAGAAAGGAUGAGUUGAUGGGCC